GCGCACACACACCGCCGCCCAGCCAAGCGACCAAGUCACCCACCCAGUAACCAGUGUUCCGACCAAGAGCUCCUUGCCGCGACCUCUUCCUUCUUCAUCCUCCGCCGAAAUGUCCGCGAUUAACCUGCACCCCCCGCAAACCUACUCGCGCCUGUUCCGCCCCUGGGACUCGCAGCGCCAGGCGGUCAAGCAGGAGCAGGAGCCCGAGCCCGAGGCCGUUGCCGUCGCGGUGGCUAUCAAGACGGAGCUGCCCAGCAGCGGCUUCGGCCACGACUGCGAGCGGGACUUCUCGUCCGCCUCCUCCUCGUCGUCGAGCAGCCGCAGCAGCAAGUCCUGCUGCGAGGAGGCGCUGAACCACAGCGGCUACACCCGCACUUCCACCCCGCUGCUGGACGCUGCCCCGCAACCCGUCUUCCCCCUGCCGCAGCACCAGCACCAGCACCAGCCCCAUCUGCACCAGCCGCAGCCCCACUCGGGGUCCGCCUCCGAUCCGGCCACCAGCAGCCCAGUCGCGCUGGCCCCAUUCCUGCCGUCCGCCAGCGAUCUGUAUUACGCCGCCGCGGCCGCAGCCGCCGCCACAGCCAGCACGCCCUCCGCCCAAGCCGGCUUCGGCCUGGACCCCUUCGCCCUGGGCCUGAUGGAGCAGGAGUACGCCCGCGUGAUGGCCGAGGACGCGCAGCUGAAGGCCCUCAACGCGCGCAAGCAGCGCCCCAAGAAGUUCAAGUGCCCGCACUGCGACGUGGCCUUCUCCAACAACGGGCAGCUGAAGGGCCACAUCCGCAUCCACACCGGCGAACGACCCUUCAAGUGCGACGUGGACACCUGCGGCAAGACCUUCACGCGCAACGAGGAGCUGACGCGCCACAAGCGGAUCCACACCGGACUCCGGCCGUAUCCGUGCAGUGCCUGCGGCAAGAAGUUCGGCCGCCGCGACCACCUCAAGAAGCACAUGAAGACGCACAUGCCGCAGGAGCGCCAGCUGGGCCCGGCCCUGUUCGUGCCCAUGUACCCCUACCUGUACGGCUACUGAAGCUACUGAAGCUCCUGAAGGGAUACCCCGAUCAGCUAUCCAGCUAUGCAGCUACCCGCGAACCACCGAUCCUGCCCAGCAGCCAACGAAACUCGAUGCCGGCCAACACUCUGCAGUUAGGCAGAAGCCGAUCUUGGACAGAACUACCUCAGCCGUACCUGGCGCAAUAUGGCGCACCCAGCAACGCAAUCAACGCUCGAGAUAUUUAUUUUUUAGCGCAUAUUUACACUGCCAGCUACGUGACCAGUUGUGGGCGCCCAGAGACCCGCACUCGUGUAAAUACCUCCUCAAGUGAUCCUUCCUCAUAUGCUAAGCGAUUAAGAGAUUAGGCGAUACCCCUUGUAUGUCUGUACUACACCUAAGCUGAUAUUUUAACAGUUUUAUACCAUAAGCUGAACGCGGUUACCAGAAACAUACGAUUUAUAUCUACAUAGUUAAAUAUUGAGAGUUUCGCUAUACGAUUUAUGUUUACACUACGAAAUACAAAGCCAUGAAAACC
Molecule: messenger RNA, 1529 nt
Organism: Drosophila ficusphila
Lineage: Eukaryota; Metazoa; Arthropoda; Insecta; Diptera; Drosophilidae
Gene: hkb
Product: transcription factor Sp5
Exons: 2
Coding region: 110-1030 (306 amino acids)
Biological process (GO): regulation of transcription by RNA polymerase II
Molecular function (GO): DNA-binding transcription factor activity, RNA polymerase II-specific; RNA polymerase II cis-regulatory region sequence-specific DNA binding
Source: RefSeq, a predicted model, not a curated record